Molecule: messenger RNA, 676 nt
Organism: Camelina sativa (false flax)
Lineage: Eukaryota; Viridiplantae; Streptophyta; Magnoliopsida; Brassicales; Brassicaceae
Source: RefSeq, a predicted model, not a curated record
CUUGAAAAUCCCCAAUUCUAAUUUUCCCGCCUCUCUCUCCAUCGCACCCGCCGCUCCUUCCUUUACAAAAAGCCAUCCUUUGCUACCACCUUUCUCGUCAGGUCCACUCACACAACACAAAUCCAAUGAAAGGAACCUCCAUAUCUCCGGUGAGAAGAAACAACGAUGGGUUCCACCGUUACUUGAAACCAGGGGCUUUGGCUCAGAUCCGCAACUCUAGAAUCAACGCUAGAUCCAAUUUUCCCCUGUCACUGACUCGCUCCAUCUUGGUGGACCCCUCGCCAUCCGAGAACUCUCUUGUCUUGGCGCCGCAGAUGUUGACUAUGGACCAGGUGCCCCAUCUCUUGAGCAAGAUCUAUGGUCCGUACCGCAUCGGUAGGAAGAAACUUGGCCCUGCGAGAUCUGUGGGAUUGGAGUCGAUGUUGGAUUUGAACUCUUCUCCAAACUCCGUACUUGAAUCUACUAAUGGUAAUAGCAACGUAUUGAGUAACGAUGUUUUAGUUGCUCAUUGAAUGUAAGCUUUAUUUAAUAUCAUAGAUUGCUGCUUUGUAACUGAUAAUAUACUCUGGGGAAACAUGUUCAAUAUUCUCAUCAGACUUUUUGUUAUUACAAUAAAAAUCUCAAAUAAAUUAUGUCUCCUUCACAAUCUAGUAUAAGAUUGAUUUCACUUUGUUAA